Messenger RNA from Danio rerio (zebrafish), 1811 nucleotides. The record is from RefSeq and is a predicted model, not a curated record. Lineage: Eukaryota; Metazoa; Chordata; Actinopteri; Cypriniformes; Danionidae.
GAGGAGGAAUAAAAUCCCUGCUUGAGUGACGCAGGAGAGCAGAGGAUGAUUGGAGCUGAACCGAUGUGCAACAACUAAACAAGAGUCAGUACUCCCUGGCUUUCCAACAGAAAAAGCCACCAUCUGCAAACAGAUGAGCGUCUGAAAUGCUCAUGUUUGCACUGAUGCCUUCGGCUUCCACUACCGUAACUUUACUGUGUUCUCCGCGCAUAAUCGAGAUCAUCUGUCCGGAGUCGAUAUUACUGCUCCAGUAACGGAUUGACUCAAGCUUAUCAUUCACAUUUUACGGCAUGACAUGUAGAUAAUCAUCCGAUACUUUGAUGGGGCUUCUGAGGAUCAUGAUGCCACCCAAGUUCCAGCUGCUGGCUGUUAUGGCGUUUGGAGUGGCGAUGCUGUUUAUUGAAAACCAGAUUCAGAAGCUGGAUGAGUCUCGGGCAAAGCUGGAGCGCACUAUGGCCCGGCAUGAAGUGCGAGAGGUGGAGCAGAGACAGAUGAGGGACGGCCUGCGGGAAACUCCUCUAUUGCCUGAGAUUGAGGAUCUGAUCAUCAUCUAUAACCGUGUGCCCAAGACUGCCAGCACCUCCUUCACUAACAUCGCAUAUGACCUGUGUGGAAAGAACCGCUUCCAUGUCCUCCACAUUAACACCACCAAGAACAAUCCAGUCAUGUCUCUGCAGGACCAGAUGAGGUUUGUAAGGAACGUGACAUCCUGGCGAGAAAUGAAGCCAGGGUUCUACCACGGCCAUGUCUCCUACCUAGAUUUCACAAAGUUUGGAGUUAAGGGGAAGCCAGUAUACAUCAACAUCGUACGGGAUCCCAUUGAAAGAUUGGUGUCCUACUACUAUUUCCUUCGAUUUGGAGAUGACUAUCGACCAGGUCUCCGACGGAGAAAGCAAGGAGACAAAAAGACAUUUGAUGAGUGUGUGUCAUCUGGAGGCUCAGAUUGUGCUCCUGAGAAGCUUUGGUUACAGAUCCCCUUCUUCUGUGGCCAUUACUCUGAGUGCUGGAAUGUUGGCAGCAAGUGGGCUCUGGAACAGGCUAAGUAUAAUCUGGUGAACGAGUAUCUGCUGGUUGGAGUGACGGAGGAGCUUGAGGAUUUCAUCAUGAUGCUGGAAGCUGCUCUGCCACGCUUUUUCAGAGGAGCAACUGAGCUCUACCGCACAGGUAAGAAGUCUCACUUGAGGAAAACGAGUGAAAAGAAGCCUCCCACUAAAGAGUCCAUCUCGAAGCUUCAGCAGUCCAACAUCUGGAAGAUGGAGAACGAGUUCUAUGAGUUUGCUCUGGAACAGUUUCAGUUUGUGCGAGCUCACAGUGUCAGAGAAAAAGACGGCGAGCUUUACCUGCUUUCUCAGAACUUUUUUUACGAGAAAAUCUAUCCAAAAGUAAACUAGUGCAGACAUUGGCAUAGUCCAAGUAUCAUCCGGCCCGUUCAAGUGCUAUCAUGUCACGUUCACAUGGAAAAGUACAAAGAUGCCUGAAAGUCCUGCACUUGAGGAUUUUGGAACACGUUUUUUUUUUUUUUUUGAAGGAACUUACUGUGAACUCUGGUAUCAAGGAACUCUUAAGUCCAUUGUCUUUUUAAUGAACUUGUGACAUCAAUAAAAAAAUCACAAUUUAUCAUGCCUUCCAAAAGAUCACGACAGGACCUCUUUGGCCACCAAUCACUGUUGUAAAAAUUCAAUUUUGAACAGGGUCAAAAGGAUAGUGCUUUUUGUACCAGACAUUUGGUACAUUACGAGCACUUCUUUAUUUUACUACUAAAUGUGGUUUUGUGAAUUCUUAACACUUUCUUGCAUUGUGUAUAUUCAUUU